Molecule: messenger RNA, 3073 nt
Organism: Gopherus evgoodei (Goodes thornscrub tortoise)
Lineage: Eukaryota; Metazoa; Chordata; Testudines; Testudinidae
Gene: ARHGAP6
Product: Rho GTPase activating protein 6
Exons: 13
Coding region: 76-2997 (973 amino acids)
Biological process (GO): signal transduction
Source: RefSeq, a predicted model, not a curated record
CGGGGAGGACACCCGCCCUCCUGCCCCCGACACACAGCCAUUCCCCGCAGCGCUCCGCUCGGGGCGGCCGCCACCAUGUCCGCCCAGAGCCUGCUGAACAGCGUCUUCUCCUGCUCCUCCCCGGCCGCCGCCUCCUCCAAGAGCCUCUCCAAGCGGCGGCUCCGCCAGACCCGCAGCCUGGACCCAGCCAUCAUCGGCAGCUACAGCCGGGAGGAGGGGGACGCCCCGGCCAGGACGCCCCGAGCCAGGGCGGCUGGCGGCCCCUCGGCGGAGUGCCUGGCCGCCUUCUCCUCCCGCGCCCUGCUGCGCCCGGGGGGCGGCCCGCUCUGCGGCUCGCUCUCCACCCCCAGCACCCCGCUGGAGAAGUCCCCCUCGGGCAGCUUCCACUUCGAGUACGAAUCCAGCCCCCGGGGCAAGAGGAACACGGCCUGGGAGCUGCCCUUCCUGGCGCGCACGCCCUCCGCCUCCGCCCUCAGCGCCCCUGGCGGCGGCGCCGGCACCGGCACCAACAGCAUCUUCUUCUCCCCGAGGAAGUGGCUCCAGCAGAGAAAGGGGCAGCAGGCGCCCAGCAGCCACCCCUCCUCCUACAUCGUGUGGAAAUCCGAGGGUGACUUCACGUGGAACAGCAUGUCAGGACGCAGUGUUCGGCUGAAGUCAGUUCCUGUUCAAAGCCUUUCGGAGUUGGAGCGUGCCCGACUACAGGAAGUGGCUUUUUAUCAGUUGCAGCAGGACUGUGACCUAGGUUGUCAGAUUACUAUUCCCAAAGAUGGACAAAAGAGGAAAAAAUCCUUAAGAAAGAAACUGGACUCAUUAGGGAAGGAGAAAAACAGAGAUAAAGAAUUCAUACCGCAGGCUUUUGGAAUGCCCUUGUCCCAAGUAAUUGCUAAUGACCGGGCCUACAAACUCAAGCAGGAUUCUCAGAGAGAAGAGCAGAAAGAUGUGUCAGACUUUGUAGCCUCUCUCUUACCAUUUGGAACUAAAAGACAGAACAAAGAACUCUCAAGCAGUAACUCAUCUCUUAGCUCGACCUCGGAAACACCAAAUGAGUCCACUUCCCCUAAUACACCAGAGCCAGCACCACGUGCCAGGAGAAGGGGCGCAAUGUCUGUGGACUCUAUUACAGAUCUUGAUGACAAUCAGUCCCGACUGCUAGAAGCUCUACAACUCUCUUUGCCAGCUGAAGCUCAAAGCAAGAAAGAAAAGGCAAGGGAUAAGAAACUAAGUCUGAAUCCUAUUUAUAGACAGGUUCCCCGGCUUGUAGAUAGCUGCUGCCAGCAUUUAGAAAAACAUGGUCUCCAGACAGUGGGAAUAUUCAGAGUUGGAAGCUCAAAAAAGAGAGUCAGACAGUUACGGGAAGAGUUUGACCGUGGUGUAGAUGUUGUGCUAGAAGAAGAACACAGCAUCCAUGAUGUUGCUGCUUUAUUAAAAGAAUUUCUACGAGACAUGCCAGAUCCACUUCUCACCAAAGAACUUUACUCCGCCUUCAUCAACACUCUCUUAUUAGAGCCAGAUGAACAACUAAGCACCUUACAGCUUCUUAUUUAUCUUCUACCUCCCUGUAACUGCGACACCUUACACAGACUCCUGCAGUUCCUCUUUACGGUGGCUAGCCAUGCAGAAGACAGCACAGACAAAGAUGGCCAGGAGGUUAUUGGGAACAAAAUGACAUCACUGAAUCUGGCCACGAUAUUUGGGCCUAACCUGUUGCACAAGCAGAAGUCUACAGACAAAGAAUUCACAGUUCAGAGUUCAGCUCGAGCUGAGGAGAGUACUGCAAUCAUUGCUGUUGUACAAAAGAUGAUUGAAAACUAUGAAACCCUUUUCAUGGUUCCCCCUGACCUACAGAAUGAAGUGCUAAUUAGUUUGUUAGAGACUGACCCAGAUGUUGUGGACUAUUUGCUGAGAAGGAAAGCUUCCCAGUCAUCAAGCCCUGAGAUGCUGCGAUCAGAAGGUUCAUACUCUAUGGGAGGGAGGCAUUCUUCCACGGACUCCAACAAAGCCUCAAGCGGAGAUGUCUCCCCUUAUGACAACAACUCACCGGUACUGUCUGAACGGUCGCUGAUGGCAAUGCAAGAAGAUGUUGCCCUCAGUUCAGAUAAGCUGUACAAGGUACCUGAACAAUACAUGUUGGUUGGCCAUUUGCAAUCUAAAUCAAGAGAGAAUUCGCCUGGAUCAUGGGCUGGGAAAGAUGUUCCAGAGGAUCAUUUCAAUAUCUGGGGCACCUGGCAUUCAACACUGAAAUGUGGCUCCAAAGAUCAAGGAAUGACAGGUUCAUAUGGAAACAUUUAUGAAUGCAGCUCAUUGCGACCUGGACAGUGCUCUCUUUCCCAAGGGAACCUAUCAUUAAAUUGGCCUCGGUGGCAGGGUAGUGCCACAGAAUUGGAUAAUGGAAAGCAAAUAAUCCGAAGGAGUCAGACUGCUGCUGCCAUUCCUGAAUGUAGGCCUCAUCCCCCAGUGUCUCGCGUUUGCAGUACUUCGCAAAUUGAAGGUGGCAGGAGGAAUUCAGAUCAGUCCAAUUCAAGGUCUGAGCGGCAUUUGACUUUCAGUAGUGCAGAGGACCUUACAGAGCAUGACUCAAAUGUGGGAUGUUUGCCGAGAACAGCUAAACCUUCAUACCUGAGACAAGAAGAUAUAAGUAGAAAGGAGAGGCCACCACCCCCAUAUCCUGGCCCAAAAAAACAAACUUCUACGUUGUCCCAGCGACCAACUCUCUCUUCAACAGUGCACUCAUUGUGGAGACUUCAAAGACCAGAAAAAAGUUCAGGGACCACAGUAGCAGGAGGACCAGCAGCUGAAUCAACUGACCAAUCCACCUCCAGUCAGCAGUGGCAGGCCUCACAGAACAAAGUGGGUAACACCAAUUCCACUCCAGCCAAUAAUCAGAACAAUAAAAAUGUAUCAGAGCCAGACUGGCACGAUUGGCAAAGAGAGCGGUGGCAAAUUUGGGAGCUUUUAUCAGCUGAUAACCCAGAUGCCCUCCCUGAAACCCUUGUAUGAUCAGACUCUUAACAGAGAACUGCCCUCCAAGCCUACGCUUCUCUUGAAUAGGGAAAGACUAGUGACAUUAGAAAAC